GUCGCUGUGCCGUCCCGUUAAUUUCACAGAUAUUUUCUGAUCUUCAAACAGUUUAAUACACUCGCUGAACUCUUCAUCAUGAACUUUAAGGUAUUUAGCGUCUUGGCUUUGAUGGCCCUGGUUUUUGUCUUCACGACAACCGCCGUAAUAGCAGAGGAUGUUUCCGAAAUGGCCCAAAAAUCUGAACACGCUUCGGAGGAUCAUCAUGCUGCUGCUGGAAAAGCCGAUUCCGCCCACUCUCAUCACGUCAAAAAAGUGAAGGACGGAAAGAAACACGAGCCCAGCAAACAUUCCCGUGAAGCGAAAGCUGCCCCCCAGCAGCACAAGAAAGAAACCCCAGCAGUACCCAUCAAAGCCAGUAAUGGCAAGAAACCGAAAUUUUUCCCGAGAGCAGCUUAGGCGGCGGCCUAUUAAGUUAGUCCACCGCUUAUAGGUUGUAUUCUUCGCUUCUCUCUCUGACGACCCUCGGCUCUCCCUAAUGUGUUUCAAUUUCAUUUAUUUUUUUCGUUGAUUGUAUUAAAAACAACCUGUUUUGAUAAAUACAACAACAAAUUGCUUUGCAGAUAUAUAAAA
Daphnia pulicaria is the source of this 573-nucleotide messenger RNA. RefSeq lists its product as uncharacterized. Bases 79 to 399 code for a protein of 106 amino acids. The record is from RefSeq and is a predicted model, not a curated record. Lineage: Eukaryota; Metazoa; Arthropoda; Branchiopoda; Diplostraca; Daphniidae. The transcript has 3 exons.